Molecule: messenger RNA, 1071 nt
Organism: Monoraphidium neglectum
Lineage: Eukaryota; Viridiplantae; Chlorophyta; Chlorophyceae; Sphaeropleales; Selenastraceae
Exons: 9
Coding region: 1-1071 (356 amino acids)
Molecular function (GO): oxidoreductase activity, acting on paired donors, with incorporation or reduction of molecular oxygen; monooxygenase activity; iron ion binding
Source: RefSeq, a predicted model, not a curated record
AUGGCGUUAGCAGAUGUGCCCGGCCGCGUGCUGGACUACUUGGGACUGCGGCCGUCGCUGGGCACAGCAGGCCUGGAGCCCGUGUCAUGGGAGGUCGCAGCGGCGCUCGCCACCGCUGCAGCGCUGUUCUUUGCUUACUGGGUGCUUUCGAGGCGUGCAAACUUUGACUUGGACAAGAUUCCUGGGCCCUGGCCCAAGGCGCUGCCAGUCGUCGGCAACGUGCUGCCCUGCCUGCGCCCAGACUUCCACAGAGUCCUGACUGAGUGGUCCGACCAGUAUGGCGGCAUCUACCGACUCAAGUUCCUCUGGCGCGAGGCUCUCGUGGUGACAGGUGCGCUGCCGCCGCUGCCGCUGCCGCUGCUGCUGCUCCUGCCGCUGCUGCUGCCGCUGCUACUGCUGCCGCCGACGCCGCCGCUGCUGCUGCUGCUGCUGUUGCUGCCGCUGCUGCCGCUGCUGCUGCUGCUGCUGCUGCUGCUGCUGCUGCUGCUGCUGCUGCUGCUGCUGCCGCCGCCGCCGCAAGGCGGGAUGGCGUACGAGCAUGCGCUGCAGCAGACAGCGAGUGGAAUGUGCGAGCCCCACGGCCAGCCCAACCUGCUGACCGCGCCGGCCGACGAGAAGUGGAAGGCGAUCCGCAAGGGCGUGGCCGUCUCGUUCGCGUUCCAGAACAUCAAGAAGAAGUUCCCCAUGGUGGUCAGCCGCGUGAAUGAGCUCAUCUCACGCCUGGCGGUGCAGGGCCCCGGGGCCUCCAUUGACGUGGACCAGGCUGCGCUGCGGGUGACGCUGGACAUCAUCGGACUGGCCGGCUUUGGCCAUGACUACGAGAGCGUCAAGCAGGACGUCCCCCCAUACGACCACCUGCUGCGCGUGCUGCCGCGCUGCUUCACGGAGGUCAUGCUGCGGAUCGCCAACCCGGUGCGCGAGCUGGCGCCUGGCAUGUUCAAGACCGGCCCCAAGGGUGCUGUCGCCUUCAAGGUGUUCCAGGAUCAGAUGAGGUUCCUGCUGAACAAGGUCAGGCAGGACGGGCAGCCGGCCGACGACAACAUGGACAUCGGGGCCCAGGUCUUGCCCUGA